AUGGCGAUAGAGGACUCAGCUUCCGUCCAGGCAUCUAUCAUUUGUCUCUGUCGCUACGCCAUCUUCUGCUUCUCUACAGGUGGUAGCGUCAGAUGGCAGAUUCGACUUGAAACGGUUGGCACAUCACUCAUGGUCUACAAUGCGGGAAGGGAAUCAACGUCCAUUCGAUUCUGUGUAACCACAAGUGCCAAUGCUUUACUGGUCCCCGUGGACAAUCGCUUCAUCGACUUCAAGGCAAAAAUUCAAGAGAUGCGUGAGAUCGAGGCGUCCAUCAAGGAUGGUGGUCAAGUCGAUCACGAAAAGAAGAAUGCCUUUGUCAUGAAUUGCUUCAUUGGCGAGUUAGAGAAAGCAACGAUAGAACACAACGCGAAAAAAGAUGCACCUGUUUGUCCAGUUACCGUUUCUUUUCAGGGCAUAGAGUCUGUCACCAACGUGAAGGUAAGAACGGUCCGUAGACUUUUGAUGUUUUAUCUUCCUAGGCUGUUCACUAAACGUUCAUACCUCAACCCUCAAUCCCUCAAAUUGAGGUCAACGUCCGCUCCACAAUGCAAACGACGUCGCGACAAUUUGUCAUCGAACAGUCAGGUAUGCUUCUUCGACACUAAUAUCAACAAUUUUUCAUUGUUAUUUUUCUCUUAA
Messenger RNA from Angiostrongylus costaricensis, 639 nucleotides. NCBI's taxonomy places the organism in Eukaryota, Metazoa, Nematoda, Chromadorea, Rhabditida, Metastrongylidae. The record is from the annotation of a GenBank genome assembly.